Messenger RNA from Hirundo rustica (Barn swallow), 1340 nucleotides. It is a transcript of the gene LIME1, whose product is annotated as Lck interacting transmembrane adaptor 1. Lineage: Eukaryota; Metazoa; Chordata; Aves; Passeriformes; Hirundinidae. The coding region runs from base 1 to 1053 and encodes 350 amino acids. The record is from RefSeq and is a predicted model, not a curated record. Gene Ontology annotation, biological process: B cell receptor signaling pathway; T cell receptor signaling pathway. The transcript is spliced from 5 exons.
AUGGCUGCAGCCAGCGGCGAGGGGUCAGCAGGGGCCCGGCUCCUGCCAGCCGGCACCGCCCUGGCCCUGCUCGGUGGCCUGGUCUAUCUGGGCACCCUGUGUGCUGCCUGCAAACGGAAGGGCAGGAAGAAGGUGGCUCCAGACGGGGUGAAGCUCGUGGAUGAGGCCCUGCUCUGCCAGACGCAGCUGCGGUCGCUCAGCAAGUCGGACACGAAGCUGCACGAGCUGUACAGGGUGAAGGUCAGAGAUGAUGUCCAGCGUCCGGCCAGCCUGGAUCUCCGCUGUCCCGCGGCCCCUGGAGGCGAAUCCCUGCACAGCUCCGGCCUCCUGCACCGGGAGCUGCCCCAGAUCCCCGUCCCUGAGCCCCUGGCCCCUUCCCCAGCCCCCGACCAGACCUACUCCAACCUGCUCUUCAGCCCUCUGCGGAAACCAGCGCCAGACGCUGUCUAUGAGUGCCUGGCAGUGCGGGGGGAGGACGCCCCGGUGCCCCCCACGCCGAGUGGCACCCAGGUGUCCCCUCCACGGGCUGUGCACGGGGCAGCCGAUUACGCCUGUGUCCAUAAAGUGAAGAAGGAGGUGUCGGUGGAGGUGCAGGAUGGGGCUGUGGCAGGACCCCCCGGAGCACAGCACUGUUGGGAUGGAGCAGGCGAUGCCCCUCGGGCCAAGCUGGAGGAGAUGUACUCGACGGUGUGCAAAGCCACCAAGAAGAAAUCCCAGGCGCCUGCAUCGACCCCGAGGGCUGUGAAGGAGGCGGCUCCUGGGUGGCUGCUCCCCGGCCAGCAGGAGGGGACCCCAGCAGCCCCAGGCCCCCCUGACCCCUGUUACGAGUCCAUCAACGACAGAGCAUGCACUGCUCAGGGCCGUGGGCCCGACCCUGACUACGAGGCCGUGGACAUUCACUGGAGGAAGGCGGCAAAACGGGACAAGCCAGGGAAGGACUGUGUCCCUGAGAACCUGUAUGAGAGCGUGGUGGACAUUUGGGCAGGGGAGCCUCGGAAAGCCUCUGCCCGGACGGCGGCCAACGGGCUGGAGGUUUACAUCACCAACCUAUAGCCCCCCCGGGAGCAGGGGCGGUGCCACAGGGGGGUCCCACCUGGCUGGACACCUUUGGGUGCCAAAGGGACCGGUGCCAGCAGCCCUGUGCCCACCAGAGCAGAGCGGCUGUGUCCCUGAACUCGCUCUCUGUACAUAUUUUCAGUUACUUUUCUUUGAGUGUCCUCGUCCCAGCCCAGCUGGUGCCGGCAGGCUGAUGGCAGGAUGUCCCAAGACGGGCAGUUUGGGGGUGCUGGGUGCUGCGUGGAACCCCAGUGAGACAGGGCUGGCAUUGGCACUAAAAUGGG